This is a messenger RNA of Coccinella septempunctata (seven-spotted ladybird), 894 nucleotides long. RefSeq lists its product as uncharacterized. The coding region runs from base 1 to 894 and encodes 297 amino acids. The transcript has a single exon. The record is from RefSeq and is a predicted model, not a curated record. NCBI's taxonomy places the organism in Eukaryota, Metazoa, Arthropoda, Insecta, Coleoptera, Coccinellidae.
AUGGGUUUUUAUGAUACACUACACCAAACGUACGGCACGGCUUUGUACCAACAGGCGAAGCACUUCAAGAAGAUCAACAAAAAGUUGGCAUCCCUUUAUAACAGAAGAGUUUUCCUGCUUCAGUGUAGGAUGCUAAACAUCUACCCUAGACACAUCAUUAAUAGUCUCAAGUCUAUAUAUACCUUACAAUUCGAAGGUGGUCCGAUCAGGAAGAAAGUUGAUAUUAUGAUGAGAAAGUUUAGGAGGAGCAUAUUGAAUUUGGAGAUUGAGACAACUAUAUGGAAAAUAAAGAAUUAUGAACAUGAGGGGAAGAAGGUGAUUGAAAUUUUGAAACGACAGUUAACAGUGAGCCACUUCGUAAAACUGAAUCAUAUAAUAAGUAGCUGUUUCAAUGCUUUAUUCAACAGGAUCAAACAGGCUAAUAUUUCCAAGCUACAGUCGCUGACCAGGGAACAUACACCUGUGGUUUCAACUGCAGAUAGUAGCUCAAAACGCAUAUAUAAUUACACCAAUGUCUCCUUACCCCCAGAGGUGGAAGAGCUUUUACAGUUCGGCCCAAAGUUCAAUGUUCCUUUUUUGAAGAAAGAAAUACCUGUCCCCAGAAUUAUAGCAGAUGUUGAAUAUUACAUAUCCUCUCACGUAGUGAAUGAAACUUUUAGAGAUACUUUAAGAGCAGAUUUUGUUAACCUUCUUACUAACCACUUACACAGAGUCAAUGGAAGGGUAGAUGUCCAUGAUAAGAUGGUGAGGAAUUUUAAUAUAACGAAACGGUUUCUUAAAGAUAACAAUGACAUCAUAGUGAACAAAUCGGACAAGGGUGGAUCUAUAGUGAUCAUGUAUCGUGAGGACUACGUUAACCAUGUUACGAUUCUACGAUCAACCCUUAUUUUUUAA